Messenger RNA from Bactrocera neohumeralis, 480 nucleotides. RefSeq lists its product as uncharacterized. The record is from RefSeq and is a predicted model, not a curated record. NCBI's taxonomy places the organism in Eukaryota, Metazoa, Arthropoda, Insecta, Diptera, Tephritidae. Gene Ontology annotation, cellular component: centriole; centrosome. Gene Ontology annotation, biological process: centriole replication; mitotic cell cycle. Gene Ontology annotation, molecular function: calcium ion binding.
AUGAGCGACGACGUUAGUUCGGCGGUGCCCGAGCUGACGGAGGACCAGCGGCAAGAGAUCAAGGAAGCGUUUGACCUCUUCGACACGGAUGGCAGCGGCACCAUCGACGCCAAGGAGCUGAAGGUGGCCAUGCGCGCGCUUGGCUUCGAACCGCGAAAGGAUGAACUGCGGCAGCUGCUCUCUACCGUGGAUGGUGUCGGCACCACCGUCAUCACCUACCCACAGUUUGUGCAGUUGAUGAGCAAGAAGAUGUCGGGGCGCGACUCCAAAGAGGAGAUGCUCAAGGCGUUUCGCCUCUUUGACGAUGAUGAAACGGGAAAGAUCUCGUUUAAGAAUCUCAAGCGCGUCGCGAUGGAGUUGGGCGAGAACAUGACGGAUGCCGAGCUGCAGGAGAUGAUUGACGAGGCGGACAGGGACGGCGAUGGUGAGGUCUGCGAGGAAGAGUUUCUUCAGUUGAUGAAGAAGACUUCGCUGUAUUGA